UCCCUUUUUUUUUUAAUUUCUUAUUCAUCCCGAUCUGUUCUCGCCAUCUCAUGUCCCUGUACAACUUCAAGAAGAUCGAGCCCGUGCCUACUGGCACUGACUUCAUUGACAUCAUCCUGUCAAAGACUCAGCGCAAGACUCCUACUGUGAUCCACAAAAACUACAACAUUGGUCGUAUCAGACAGUUCUAUAUGCGUAAAGUCAAGUUCACCCAGGAGAACUUUGAAGAGAAGUUCAAGAACAUUCUCGAUGAGUUCCCCAAGCUUGAGGAUAUCCACCCUUUUUAUGCCGAUUUGAUGAACGUACUGUACGAUAAGGAUCAUUACAAGCUUGCGCUUGGUCAGAUCAACACCGCCCGCCACUUGAUUGACCAAGUUGCCAAGGAUUACGUCCGUCUCUUGAAGUUCGGUGACUCCCUUUACCGUUGCAAGCAGCUCAAGAAGGCUGCCUUGGGUCGUAUGGCUACUAUCAUGAAGCGUCAAAAGGACAGUUUGGCUUACCUCGAGCAGGUCCGCCAGCAUUUGUCUCGUUUGCCAUCAAUUGACCCCAACACCCGUACCUUGUUGAUUUGUGGUUACCCCAAUGUUGGAAAGUCCAGUUUCAUCAACAAGAUUACCCGUGCAGAUGUCGAUGUUCAGCCCUACGCAUUCACCACCAAAUCACUCUUUGUCGGUCACAUGGACUACAAGUAUAUGCGCUGGCAGGUUAUUGAUACUCCCGGUAUUCUUGAUCACCCUCUUGAGGAGCGCAACACAAUUGAGAUGCAGUCUGUUACUGCCAUGGCUCACUUGAGAGCAUGCAUUAUGUACUUUAUGGAUUUGUCUGAACAAUGUGGUUACAGUGUCGAAGAUCAGGUCAAGUUGUUCCACAGCAUCAAGCCUUUGUUUGCCAACAAGCCAAUUUGCUUGGUUAUCAACAAGAUUGACCAGGCCAAGCCUGAAGAUCUUCCCGAAGAGCAGCGUGCCUGGAUCGAGGAGAUUGCCAAGGAUGAGAACGCUACUGUCAUGACCAUGUCUUGUUACAAUGAUAUUGGUGUCAUGGAUGUCCGUAACCUGGCUUGCGACAAGCUUUUGGCUGCUCGUGUUGAGAUGAAGAUGAAGGGUAACAAGAUUAACGAUGUUAUCAACAAGAUCCAUUUGGCCCAGCCUGCUGCUCGUGACAACAUUAGCCGUAUGCCCAACAUUCCCCUUGGUGCUAAGGAGAAGGCUAAAUUCGAUGUUAACGACCCCAACAGACCUAAGCUUGCCAAGGAUAUUGAGGCCGAGAAUGGUGGUGCCGGUGUUUACAAUGUCGAUCUCAAGAGUAACUACAUGCUUGCCGAAGAUGAAUGGAGAUACGAUGCUAUCCCCGAAUUCUACGAUGGUCGCAAUGUUGCUGACUUUAUUGAUCCUGAUAUCGAAGAGAAGCUCGAAGCUCUUGAGAGAGAAGAAGAGCGUCUUGCCGAAGAAGGCUUCUAUGAUGAGAACGAAGACAUGGUCGAUUCUGAUGAAGAGACUCUCAGAGAUACUGCUGAUGCUAUCCGUGAUCGUAAGAAGAUGAUUGUCGCUGCUCACCGUGCUGCUCACGGUAAGAACAGACCUACGAUACCCCUCAAGGUUGCUGCCAAGCGUAGCACAAUUGGUCAGAUGGGUAGCAAAUUGUCUGAGAUGGGUGUCGAGACCAACGCUGCUGUUGAACGUACACGUACUGAGGCUGCUAGCCGUAAGCGUACUCGUGCCGAAGCUGUUGGUGAUGAAGCUGUCAAGGAUGCCGAUGCAGCUGAGCGUGAUGAAUCUAUGUCUCUGGAGAUGAGCAACCUUGGUUUCCGUAACGUUAAGCAGAAGAUGGAAGCUGAUAAGAAUAAGAAGGUUGCCCAGCAGAACUUCAGCAGAAUGGGCAAGCGAGGAGAAUCCGAUCGUGGUAUCCAGACAAAGAUGCCAAAGCAUUUGUUCGCAAACAAGAGUUCCAUGGGUACUCGCGACUGGCGAUAAAAGAAAAAAAAAAUGUGUAUUUUUCCCAUUGUGUCUUUAGAAUUUUUACCGCAUCUCUCUCUACCACUAUCUCUUGAUUUUUUUUUACCUCUUUCUCAACCUCUCUUUAUUCUCUAUUCUAUCUCUAUCUCUAUCUCUCUCUUUCUUUCUUUAUUUUUUUUUAUUGUUUAUACAUUCAAAAUAAAACUAUCAUCUGGGUUAGGUCCUUACAACUACAAAAA
Phycomyces blakesleeanus NRRL 1555(-) is the source of this 2191-nucleotide messenger RNA. RefSeq lists its product as hypothetical. Gene Ontology annotation, molecular function: GTPase activity; RNA binding; GTP binding. The transcript has 5 exons. Gene Ontology annotation, biological process: ribosomal large subunit biogenesis. Gene Ontology annotation, cellular component: nucleolus. NCBI's taxonomy places the organism in Eukaryota, Fungi, Mucoromycota, Mucoromycetes, Mucorales, Phycomycetaceae. The coding region runs from base 51 to 1970 and encodes 639 amino acids. The record is from RefSeq and is a predicted model, not a curated record.